This is a messenger RNA of Toxotes jaculatrix (banded archerfish), 1089 nucleotides long. RefSeq lists its product as uncharacterized. Lineage: Eukaryota; Metazoa; Chordata; Actinopteri; Toxotidae. The transcript is spliced from 3 exons. Gene Ontology annotation, biological process: cell surface receptor signaling pathway. Bases 104 to 862 code for a protein of 252 amino acids. The record is from RefSeq and is a predicted model, not a curated record. Gene Ontology annotation, cellular component: plasma membrane.
UGUACAUCACUGACACCACCCCUGUUCAUUACACUCUGACAGUGAACAUCAACAAUCAAAUCCACCCCUGCUGAACGGACAGGAGCGUCACACUGUCUUUAACAUGAUGUUAGUGAUCUGCUUAUUCUGCUUCUUCUAUCUGCCGUGGAUUAAGGGUGCCUCUCACUCCAAACAGGUCGUCCAAACACCUCUUUCCAUCAUUAAGAGAAUUCGUGAAUCUGUGGACAGUGAGAUCGGCUGCUCGCACAGCAUAACAAAUUACGACCUCAUCCUGUGGUACAAACAGGAAGGACAACGAGCUCUGAAGCUUCUGGGAUAUCUGAACAUGAAGUUCGUAAAUCUCGAGGACAGUGCAAAAGGAAAAAUCAGCUUCGACGGAGAUGGCGAAAAACAAUCCAAACUUUCGAUCUUUAAUCUUUCAUUAAGCGACAGUGGUCUAAUUGAUGGCAGCGAUAUCACCCAGACUCCUGUGCUGUGGGUGGACAAGGGUAACCAUGCCACAAUGGACUGCAACCACACUAAGGGCAGUACAUUUCGGCUGAUGUACUGGUUCCAACAGCUGCCAGGGGAGACAAUGAAGCAAAUAGUUUUGACAACUGCGUACAGCGAUCCUGAAUAUGAAGGCGGCUUCAGCAAGGACAAAUUUCCAACAAAGAAGAGCGAUACUGAGACUGGAUCUUUGACUGUGGAGAAGGUGGAGCCUGGGGACAGUGGAGUGUAUUUUUGUGCUGUGAGCGUACACAGUGAUGUGGGUGACUCUGACAGCUGCACAAAUACCCAACUGCGUGUGUGUAACAGCGAACAGAAGACAACAAUCCUUUUAGUGGAGGAAACUAUAUACAAAUGGCUAAAAUUAUCUUAAGUCAGAGACAGAAAAAAUAAAGCCCUAACUUUUAACUUUUUGUUUAGAUUUAUUUCAUAUAAUUUUUUCUUGUGCAAUAGUGGAUUAUUUUGCUAGCUUAUUUCUCCCUGUGCAUGCCAGUCUUAAAAAAGAUUCAAAUAAAUAAUAGCAGUUGUUACAACCGUGUUUCUUGAGAGCCAAGAAAAUGAAAUUUCAUUUUAUUUUCAUCAUAUUAAAGUUCUGUUUUA